CACACCGACUCUUUGUCCAGAGCUGUGACGAGACCAGGACCUGAUACAGACCGGUCGGGGACAACACCAAGUUGUGGACGCGUAGUUUUGUUUUGUUUGCCCACAUCAUGGCUGAUCAUCUUCUGCACUAUAAUGACUCGGCUGGGGUUGGGAACCGUUUUGCGCGUAAAGGUGCCCUGCGACAGAAAAACGUGCAUGAAGUGAAAAACCACAAAUUUACUGCGAGGUUUUUCAAGCAGCCGACGUUCUGCAGCCACUGUACAGACUUCAUAUGGGGAUUUGGGAAACAAGGAUUUCAAUGCCAAGUGUGCUGUUUUGUGGUCCACAAACGCUGCCAUGAGUUCGUCACCUUCUCCUGUCCUGGAGCCGACAAGGGGCCCGACACGGACGACCCCAGAAGCAAGCACAAGUUCAAGAUCCACACAUACGGCAGUCCCACCUUCUGUGACCACUGUGGCUCGCUGCUGUACGGCCUCAUCCACCAGGGGAUGAAAUGUGACACCUGCGACAUGAACGUACACAACCAGUGUGUGGUGAACGUUCCCAGCUUGUGUGGGACGGAUCACACGGAGCGCCGGGGACGCCUCUUCCUCAAGAUCGAGGUCAACAUGGACAGACUACACGUCACAGUGGGUGAAGCCAGGAACCUGAUUCCGAUGGAUCCAAACGGUUUAUCAGACCCGUACGUUAAACUCAAGCUCAUUCCUGACCCAAAGAACGAGACCAAACAGAAGACCAGGACCAUCCGCUCCUCUCUCAACCCCUGCUGGAACGAGUCCUUCACCUUUAAGCUGAAAGCCUCAGAUAAGGACCGCCGCCUGUCCAUCGAGGUGUGGGACUGGGACCGGACCACCAGGAACGACUUCAUGGGCUCCAUGUCUUUUGGAGUCUCUGAGCUCAUCAAAGCUCCCAACUGUGGAUGGUACAAACUGCUGAACCAGGAGGAGGGCGAGUAUUACAACGUCCCCAUCCCCGAGAUGGACGACGUCAACCUGGAGCUCCGACAGAAGUUUGAGGCCUGCCAGUUAAAUAUCCACUAUCUCAAGAAAGCCAAGCUGGGUCACGGUAAGAAGGUGAUCACGCCGUCAGACCACCGGCGGUUCAGUCUGCCGUCCAGUAACAUGGACCGCAUCCGGCUCAACGACUUCAACUUCCUGGCUCUGCUGGGGAAGGGCAGCUUCGGCAAGGUGAUGCUGGCGGAGAUGAAGUCGACAGAGGAGCUUUACGCCAUCAAGAUCCUGAAGAAAGACGUGGUGAUCCAGGACGAUGAUGUUGAAUGUACGAUGGUGGAGAAGAGAGUCCUGGCCCAGAGAGACAAGCCCCCCUUCCUCACACAGCUCCACUCCUGCUUCCAGACUGUGGACCGGCUGUACUUUGUGAUGGAGUACAUCAACGGUGGAGACCUUAUGUAUCAUAUUCAACGUAUGGGCAAGUUCAAAGAGCCGCAGGCAGUGUUUUAUGCUGCAGAGAUCGCUGUCGGUUUGUUUUUCUUGCACCGAAAAGGAAUCAUCUACAGGGACCUGAAGCUGGACAACGUGAUGCUGGACUCUGAGGGCCACAUCAAGAUUGCUGACUUCGGCAUGUGUAAGGAGAACAUGUAUGAAGGGAUGAGCACACGCACCUUCUGUGGUACUCCGGACUACAUCGCCCCAGAGAUUAUAGCGUACCAGCCUUAUGCAAAAUCAGUGGACUGGUGGGCUUAUGGGGUCCUUCUCUAUGAGAUGCUGGCGGGACAGCCUCCGUUUGACGGCGAGGACGAGGACGAGCUCUUCCAGUCCAUCAUGGAGCACAACGUGUCCUACCCCAAGUCUCUGUCCAAGGAAGCUGUGUCCAUCUGCAAGGGACUGAUGACCAAACACCCGUCCAAGCGUCUGGGCUGUGGCUCUGAGGGCGAGAGGGACAUCAGGGAGCAGGCUUUCUUCAGACGCAUCGACUGGGAACGCCUCGCCAACAGAGAGAUCCAGCCGCCGUUCAAACCCAAAGUGUGCGGCAAAGGAGCAGAAAACUUUGACAAGUUUUUCACGCGUACGCAGCCGGUGCUGACCCCUCCAGACCAGCUGGUCAUCGCCAACAUCGACCAGAGUGAGUUCGCAGGCUUCUCCUACAUGAACCCUCAGUUCAUCCACCCGUCCCUGCACAGCGUGGUAUGAGCAGAGAGCAGAGGAAAUAAAAAACACAGAGCACGGACUGUCGCCGACCACAGGAUCCUUCAAACGAUCCCGUCGUCUAAAGACCCAAAUCAUCCUCUACAGUGUUCUGUCUACUAGUUAUUAUACCAAUAUCUGUGCACAGAAGUGACUGAGGAGAGGGAGCAAAGUGUUAAACAAAAAGUACAUGGCACUGAUAUUUUUUGCAUAAUCUCCCCAAACAUCUCAUAAUAUGUGUUCUAUAUUCUGUAUCUGUGUUUUUAAUCCUUUGAUGCACAACAUAUUUACACCCCUUCUAAUGCACAACAUGGGUCAGAAAUGACCCGCAUUCAUUUUUUCCCAUGUUAUUUAAUGUUUGCUGUGUGUUUCUGUGCUCUAUCUUUUGAUAUGAACUUAUUUUAUGAUUGAAUAUUCCAAGUAUUCUCUAAAUAUCUUGUUUUUGAUAACAACAGAUCAUUAUUUCCAUUUUGCCUCUCAUACUUUAUGAAGAAAAAACGUUUUUGUAUUUUUACAUAGCUAACU
Centropristis striata (black sea bass) is the source of this 2669-nucleotide messenger RNA. It is a transcript of the gene prkcab, whose product is annotated as protein kinase C, alpha, b. Bases 108 to 2150 code for a protein of 680 amino acids. Gene Ontology annotation, molecular function: zinc ion binding; ATP binding; diacylglycerol-dependent serine/threonine kinase activity. Gene Ontology annotation, biological process: protein phosphorylation. Lineage: Eukaryota; Metazoa; Chordata; Actinopteri; Perciformes; Serranidae. The transcript is spliced from 18 exons. The record is from RefSeq and is a predicted model, not a curated record.